Molecule: messenger RNA, 3376 nt
Organism: Oncorhynchus keta (chum salmon)
Lineage: Eukaryota; Metazoa; Chordata; Actinopteri; Salmoniformes; Salmonidae
Product: arf-GAP with SH3 domain, ANK repeat and PH domain-containing protein 3-like
Exons: 26
Coding region: 193-3306 (1037 amino acids)
Biological process (GO): positive regulation of GTPase activity; cell migration
Cellular component (GO): focal adhesion; cytoplasm
Molecular function (GO): protein binding; GTPase activator activity
Source: RefSeq, a predicted model, not a curated record
CGCCCAAUUCAGUAUGCCAGAAAGCAGAAACAUUCCACGUGAUGAUGGAAUUACUCCCUCCCUAACCGCACGCACAGAGCCAGCAUUGGAUCUGUAGCGCUCGCAGUGGUGCUCACUCAUGUACCGCACCGCAGUGAGACAUUUUACCUUUUGCUAUAGCCUUUUUCACAACGGAGAACAUGUGCAUUUUCCAUGGAAACAUGCGUUUUUGACACUUUUACUAACUUUUGUAAAUCUUCAGUUGGACUCCUUUACCUUGAGAGAAAUAUGCCGGAGCGUAUCAACAUUUCGGAGUUUGUUGCUCUGACAAACGAGGACUUGGCUUCACCGGCUACCUCGAGUUUUCAGUCCAAAAUGAGUGAAUGUCGGAACACCGUUUCGGCAGUCGAAGAGUCCUUAGAGAUGGACCAGAGCACCUUACAGAGGAUGAAGAAGAUGAUCAAGGCCAUCCACAGCUCUGGACUAAGUCAUGUGGAGAACAAGGAGCAGUACAUCGAGGUGCUGGAGAACCUGGGGAACAGUCACCUGACCCAGGACAACAACGAGGUGUCCACAGGAUUCCUCAACAUGGCCGUCUUCACCAGGGAGGUCACCUCUCUCUUCAAGAAUCUGGUCCAGAAUCUGAACAAUAUAAUAUCCUUUCCCUUGGAGAAUGUCUUGAAGAGUGAGCUUAGAGACAGCAGACUGGAGUUGAAGAAACAGUUGGAGAAGAGCUGGAAGGACUAUGACAUCAAAGUUGGGAAGCUGGAGAAGGAGAGGAGGGAGAAGAGCCGUCAGCCAGGCCUGAUCAGGAUGGAGGGAUCCGACGUGACGGAGGACAUGGAACGAGAGAGGAGGACCUUCCAGCUGCAGAUGUGUGAGUAUCUACUGAAGAUCCAGGAGCUGAGGGUACGUCAGGGUCCAGACCUGCUCCAGAGUCUCAUCAAGUACUUCCAGGCCCAGCUCAAUUUUUUCCAGGACGGCUUGAAAGCUGCCGAGAACCUUAGUCCCUUUGUGGAGAAGCUGGCUACAUCGGUGCACAUGGUGCGUCAGGACCAGGAUGAAGAGGUGAGACAGCUCUCUCAGCUACGAGACUCCCUAAGACUGCUGCUACAGAUGGAGGGGAAAGAGGAGUACCUGACCAGAAAGAACUCUGGUAACGGCUACAGCAUCCACCAGCCUCAAGGCAACAAGAAGUACGGUACGGAGAAGUCAGGGUUCCUACAGAAGAGGAGUGACGGGAUUAGGAAGGUGUGGCAGAAGAGGAAGUGUGGUGUCAAGUACGGCUGUCUGACCAUCUCUCACAGCACGAUCAACCGACCACCGGCGAAGCUCAACCUCCUGACCUGUCAGGUGCGCCCCAACCCCGAUGAGAGGAGGACCUUUGACCUGGUCACACAUAAUCGGACGUACCAUUUCCAAGCCGAGGACGAGCAGGAAUGCAUGAUUUGGGUGUCGGUGCUGCAGAACAGUAAGGAGGAAGCCCUGAACACAGUGUUGGGAGGGGACCAGCCGCAGUUCCAGGACUCCGGGCUGCAGGAGCUGGCCAGGGCAGUCAUCACCGAGCUCAGACACAUGCCCGGCAACGAGGCCUGCGCCGACUGUGGAGCCCACGACCCCACGUGGCUCUCCACUAACCUGGGCAUCCUGACGUGUAUAGAGUGUUCUGGGAUCCACAGGGAGUUGGGAGUCCACUACUCCAGGAUCCAGUCCCUCACACUGGACAUGCUCAGCACCUCCGAACUACUACUGGCAGUCAGUAUAGGCAACACCCGCUUCAAUGACAUCAUGGAGGCCAAUCUUCCCAAUGAUUCCAUCAAACCCCUCCCCCAGAGUGACAUGAAUGCCAGGAAGGAGUAUAUCGUGGCCAAGUACGUGGACCGGCGCUACGUGCUGCACAGGGACCGGGAGGACGGUGAGCCGUGGCGUGUGUACGAUGCCGUGAGGAGCCGGGACCUGACCGCUCUGCUGCACCUGUACGCCCAGGGAGAGGACCUGGCCAAGCCGCUAGCACUGCCUGAGGGACAGCAUCUGAGAGAGACAGCUCUUCACUUGGCUGUGAGACUGGAGGAGAGGAGCUCUCUAUCCCUGGUGGACUUCCUCAUACAGAACAGUGUAUGUCUGGAGAAGAGGACUCUAGAGGGGAACACUGCUCUACAUUACAGCGCCCAGCACCACAAAACUGAGUGCCUCAAACUGCUGCUCAAAGGAAAGGCUGUCCUCCACACAGUGAACUCAUCCGGAGAGACGGCUCUGGACAUCGCCAGGAGACUGCAGCACUCCCAGUGUGUGGAACUGCUAGAGCUGGCCCAGAGUGGGAAGUUCAACAGUCAGAUCCAUGUGGACUACAUGUGGGAGACACAGAGCCAGGACCUGUACGACAGCGAAGAUGACCUGGAUGAGAGGGUGAACCCCUUACACAGGAACCUACGCUCCCCUCUGCCCUCCAAAGCCUCGCCCUCCCGCUGGAGCUUCGCCAACGCCCCCGUGGCGUGUAAGACCUAUGAAAACGUGGACUUCCUUUACCGUAACCCCCCCAAUAGUGCUCCAUCUGGCAUCCUCAUGCCCCCGCCCCCUCUGCCCGCUAAAGCCAUCAUGAGAGGUCGCUCGGACCCCCAGAUCUCCUUGUCCACCAAGGAGGGGGUAAGCAGCAGGUGCAGCUGCUCCAACCCAACCCCCCAGUCCAGCCCCCCCUCCCCCAUGCUGGAGGGUCAGGGGGGACGACCACCCAAAUCACCCCACGGCCAGGGCAUCCUGGUGAGGGGGCAGAGACAGACCGCAGCCUGGGAGGGUCAGGCCAAUACUGGGUCAGGGUCCUCAGACAGAGACAGCACCAAGUCUAACAGUAGUUCCAGCUCCCCUCAGAACCAUAUAGGACCUGUCAGCUCAGAGAAAACAACAUCGUACAGGCGGACCAGCAGCGGAGGACAAGGGAAGUGUUCUGCAGCCGUGACCUCGGCCGUGACCUCGGCUGUGACCUCACCCAGCUGUGUGGCGCUGGGCAGCCAGGAGGAGCUGUACUGCAGCGUGGUACCUACUGGUCCCGCUCCCAGCGCCACACCUGCGGCCAAAUCCACCUCCUCUCCGAUCACUGUGCGCCCUCGCAGAAACGCUAUGGUGUCUCAGAGGAGGCCUACCCAGAAGAGGGUCAAGGCCCUGGUGGACUGCAGAGCUGUCAGCUCGGACCAGCUGGCAUUCUUCAAGGAUGAGGUCAUCAUAGUCACAGCCACCGAGGACCCCCACUGGUGGGUCGGCCACAUCGAGGGCUAUCCAUCCAGAAGUGGGACAUUCCCUGUGAACUAUGUCCAUAAACUGGGGACUGACUAGUCAUAUACCGGACGCCCUAUCCCCUACCCUAGCUCCUAGCCUAUCCCCUAGCCUCUACCCUAGCCUCUAC